AUGGGGGCAAAGUGGAACAGAUCAGAACUGGAGAAGCUGCGAUCGUGGGUGGCAGAGCAUGACAAGAAGGGUACCAAAUGGUCGGAAAGAGAGAAGAGGUGGAAAAAAGAGCAGGGUACGCCAAGAUCCGCCGCGGCAAUCCGUGCGCAAUUCCUUCGUUUGAGCCAUGGUUGGAUACCCAAGUGCAUGAUCGACCAAGCGCAGUCGUCGGAAUCAUGUGAUCAGGCGCCGACUCCUCCUUCUCCACAAUUUCGGCACAGGUGGUGGCAGCUUCGAAGAAAAUGCGCCUCCUAUCCCACCCGCUUGCCUCGCAAGCAGCGUCGGUACCGGGUAAAUUUGUUUGGCAGUGUUAUCAAGUCCUUCAGAUCGACGGCGCGACGCAGUUCUUCGCCACCCGUAUCCACACUAAGCCGGCAUUCCACAACCCCACGAGUCGAGCACUCCACAUCCCUUCCAGUCCAGCAUCCUGUAGAAGGCACACCAAGAAGUUUGGAGAAAGUGCUUCCGCCUUGUGAUGACGUGUCCAGAUUACAGUCUUGCCUCGAAUUCUCUUCAGAUGUGGCUUACCGACUGCAUAACACAUCGAUGAAGGAGAUAGCCGCAGCAAUUCGCGGCGAACCUACCACUGGUGCUACGCUGAUGCCCGGCUUGUGA
Messenger RNA from Aspergillus homomorphus CBS 101889, 654 nucleotides. RefSeq lists its product as uncharacterized. Bases 1 to 654 code for a protein of 217 amino acids. The record is from RefSeq and is a predicted model, not a curated record. NCBI's taxonomy places the organism in Eukaryota, Fungi, Ascomycota, Eurotiomycetes, Eurotiales, Aspergillaceae. The transcript has 2 exons.